Molecule: messenger RNA, 1665 nt
Organism: Panicum virgatum (switchgrass)
Lineage: Eukaryota; Viridiplantae; Streptophyta; Magnoliopsida; Poales; Poaceae
Product: small GTPase LIP1-like
Exons: 7
Coding region: 339-1349 (336 amino acids)
Biological process (GO): intracellular protein transport
Cellular component (GO): endomembrane system
Molecular function (GO): GTPase activity
Source: RefSeq, a predicted model, not a curated record
AAACACUACUAGAGUUAGAGUCCGGGGACGAAGAAAUCUGGGCAGCUCCUCCUGCAUCGGGCGGCCAACUGCAGCAGCGGCAAAGGGUCUCGCACGGGCACGGCAGCCGACCGGCCGGCCAACCACCCAGCUCGCCGGCAGCGGCAAACCUGCAGAUCCCUCCACUCCCACGGAACCCGCCCUCUGCUGCGGCUGCUGCUGUUGGCCCCCUUGGAUCCCUUCCGUUCCCCACUCCCUGAUGCGGCCCGGGCCGCCGCCGCUUCCGGAUCCGCCGAUCUAGCUGCUGCUACUUCCGUCGCGGCUUGGUUGGGUUGAGGAGGACGAGGAGGGAGUGAGAGAUGAUGUUCUGGAGGGACGGCGGCGGGAACGGGCGGGACUCCCUCAGCGGCGGGCCGCCCUGCGGCCAGGUGCGCGUCCUCGUCGUCGGCGACUCAGGUGUGGGCAAAUCUUCAUUGGUGCAUCUAUUAUUAAACGGUUCCGCAGUUGCUCGACCAGCCCAAACAAUUGGAUGUGCAGUUGGUGUUAAACAUAUUACUUACAGUAGCCCAGGGAGUUCAUCGAAUAGCAUCAAGGCUGAUGCUGAAUGGAACUUCUUUGUUGAGCUUUGGGAUGUUUCAGGAAAAGAGCGCUACAAAGAGUGCCGUUCACUCUUUUAUUCACAAAUUAAUGGUGUCAUAUUUGUUUAUGACCUCUCUCAGAGAAAGACAAAAACAAAUUUGAACAAAUGGGCAGUGGAGGUUGCUGAAUCUGGGACCUUUUCAGCUCCUCUUGGUUCUGGGGGUCCAGGUGGCCUUCCGGUUCCUUACCUAGUGAUUGCCAACAAAGUGGAUAUUGCUCCAAGAGAUGGUAGAAGAGUGAGCAGUGGGAAUCUUGUUGAUGUUGCUCGUCAAUGGGUUGAAAACCAGGGCCUACUUCCACCAAUUGAAGAACUUCCUCUCGCAGAUAGCUUCCCUGGCAAUUCUGGUCUGCUCAUGGCUGCUAAAGAGGCAAGAUAUGAUAAAGAAGCUCUGAUCAAAUUUUUCCGGAUGUUGAUAAGGAGAAGGUAUUUUUCAAAUGAGCUUCCCGCCCCGAGCCCAUGGUCACUCACUCCCAGAGAGGAUACCAUCCUUCCUGUAGAAGCCGUUAAUGAUGAUGACUUGUUCCAAAGAAAAAGCUAUGGGGGCCAGAGCUACAAAUACAACGGAGUUGCUCCACUGCCAGCACAGCGAAACCUAACUCCACCCCCCACACUCUAUCUACAGCAGCCAAUGUCGUCUUCGUCAGAGAACUACAGAUACCACAGAUUCUCAUCUUCCUCAAUUCCUGAUUCAGGCGGUGGUAGAACAAGCCGAGCAGACAUCAAUAUAUGAUUAUCUGUGAGUCCUUCCCCAUUGCCACCUGUAAUGUGGAAAAGAACAUGAUGCCUGGUCUUUUUGAAUCCCAGCCUUUUGAUAUUCCGGGUUGUUCAAAUGUCUUAAUUGUUGGAUAUGCAUGUUUCUAGGGCCCUCCUUUUUAACAUAAUCUUUGUGGGAUCACUAGUGAUAAAUUCUUUUAUUCUUCCAUGUAUAUCUUUGAAUUUGUGUAUGCAUUCAAUAGUUAUUUUAGAGUAACAGAAUGGUGUACAGUGAUAUCCAGUAAUAGCAAUUUGAAUCAACCUGUUUUGUCCUGUGGGGCACUGCAGCUGUA